AUGGUGCACGACGUGGCGCGUCGCAAUGGAAAGACGUCGACUCUGACGGUUGCCCACCUAGCAGCGUGCAAGCCCGAAGGCUACAUCCCGCCGCCGCCGAGGGUGGCGUUACUAUCGUCGUCAGCUGCUGUUCUCCGGCGCCGGCUAGAGGAAGUGAAGCUGGAGCGGGUGCGGACUCUAUUUGAAACGCCUCGCCUUGCCCUGUCGACGGGCCUGAUCAUGGUGAUCUGGGCGUUUAUCGGCCUGGGAUAUCCGCUGUACAACGCCUUCUUGCCAUACAUCCAGGCGUCGCGGGGAGCCGACUUUGGGGAUGGUUCCACGUACCUGACGUACCGCAACUCUCUCAUUAUUUCUGUGCUUGGAAUCCCUGGGGCUCUGCUUGGUGGUGUCUUGGUCGAGACGCGAUUUGGGCGCAAGGGCACGCUCGCGCUGUCCACGGUGCUCACAGGGGCGUUCCUCUCCGGCUCGACGACGGCACUUACAUCGCAGGCUCUCCUAGGGUGGAACUGCGCCUUCAGUCUAGCGAGCAACGUCAUGUACGCUGUACUAUACAGCUUCACGCCCGAGCUGUUCCCGACACCUGAGCGCGGCACAGGCAGUGCCCUCACAGCCACUUGCAACAGGGUGUUUGGCAUCAUGGCGCCAAUUGUAGCCAUGUUUGCGAACCUGCAGACUGAUGUUCCUGUCUAUACCAGCGGCGCUCUGUUCAUUUGCGCCGGUCUCUUGGUGCUAGGGCUGCCGUUUGAGUCGAGGGGCAAGGCGGCACUUUUUGAAAGGCACGGCCCCGACUGCCUUGGACGGCACAAAGCCCCUCUCUCGACAUGUCGAACCGAUAAGCACAAAAUGAGAACCCCCGCGUAG
Messenger RNA from Lasiosphaeria miniovina, 861 nucleotides. RefSeq names its product major facilitator superfamily domain-containing protein. The transcript is spliced from 3 exons. Gene Ontology annotation, molecular function: transmembrane transporter activity. NCBI's taxonomy places the organism in Eukaryota, Fungi, Ascomycota, Sordariomycetes, Sordariales, Lasiosphaeriaceae. Gene Ontology annotation, biological process: transmembrane transport. Bases 1 to 861 code for a protein of 286 amino acids. The record is from RefSeq and is a predicted model, not a curated record. Gene Ontology annotation, cellular component: membrane.